CGCGCUGGGCUGGACGCAAGGAGAAGGCUUCUGAGGGCUGUGCGGGCGCAGGAAGCGGAGCGAGGCUGCCGACUGCGAGCCGGAGGCUGCGGGGCUGCAGUGCGAUGAAGCAGUGGCUCAGCGAGCGGAGGCUGGCGGUGUGGCGCGACGGGCCGGCCUGGGGCCGGGGCUGCUGCUCCGGAGGCUGCUGAGGCGCCGCGGCUGCCGGCGCGGAGAGCGGCGGGCGAGAGAGAGGAGAGGCAGCGGAGCGCGGGGAAGCCGGCGGGGCGGCGGGCGUCUCUGGUUGGCCUCCCCGGUCGGGAUCCCCCCGGUGGAACCAUGCGGGUGGCCAAGUGGCUGACGGGGCUGCUCUACCAGCUCUCGCUCUUCAUCACCAAGUCUUGGGAAGUUCACUUCCACCCCAGGCAGGAAGCCUUGGUGAGGACACUGGCCUCCUACGAAGUGGUGACCCCCGCGCGGGUCAAUGAGUUCGGCGAAGUGUUCCCAAAGAGCCACCACUUCAGCCGGAGGAAGCGCAGCGCCGAGGCGCUGGAGCCCACGCCGUUCAGGACCCACUACCGAAUCCGCGCCUACGGGCAGGUCUUCCAGCUGAACCUGAGCGCCGACGCGGCCUUCCUGGCUGCCGGCUACACCGAGGUGCACUUGGGAGCCCCUGCGCUCCAGGCAGAGGAGCGCCGCACGGCGCCCCCAGAUCUGCGCCACUGCUUCUACCGCGGCCAGGUCAAUGCUCGGGAGGAUCACACAGCCGUCUUCAGCCUUUGUGGAGGCUUGAUGGGAACAUUUAAAGCACAUGAUGGUGAAUAUUUCUUAGAACCUAUAAUGAAGGCAGAUGGGAGUGAACAUGAAGAUGAUCAUAACAAGCCACAUCUUAUAUACAGACAGGAAUUAAAGAGGAACUAUUUUCUGCAGUCUCACAAGCCUUGUGAAGUUUCAGAAAGUCAAAUAAAGAAAACCACUUUACCCUUUCAUAACUACAGCGACAUGAAUGAAGAUCUUAAUAUAAAGGGGGAAAUAGUUUUAGGAGACUCUUCAAAAAAUAUAUCAUUGGAAGAUGAAAGAAGUCAAUUACAUUCCAGGAAAAAACGUUUUUUAUCGUAUCCAAGAUACGUGGAAGUUAUGGUUACAGCUGAUGCUAAAAUGGUUCAUCACCAUGGACAGAAUUUGCAGCACUACGUACUAACUCUAAUGUCAAUUGUUGCAGCGAUCUACAAGGACUCAAGUAUUGGAAAUCUUAUAAACAUAGUAAUUGUAAAAUUAGUUGUAAUUCAUGAUGAACAGGAAGGACCAGUCAUCAGUUUUAAUGCAGCUACCACGUUACACAACUUCUGUUUAUGGCAGCAAACUCAGAAUGUUCUUGAUGAUGCCCACCCAUCCCAUCAUGAUACUGCUGUUCUUAUCACUAGGGAAGACAUUUGUGGAGCUAGAGAGAAAUGUGACACAUUAGGUCAGACAGGCUGCACAGAUCAACAGACUAAGCAAAGAACUAGAGCUUGGGAAUUCUUUUAUUUCAUUUACUGUAUUGGAUUACAUGACAAGCACUUCUGGCCUCUAUCCCUUGUUAUCCUAUACAUGACCAGAUUUAAUGUUCCACACGAUGAUAGUUUUAAAUGUAAGGAAACUGGAAUUAAACAUCAGUAUCAUGUAAUGGCUCCAACUUUAAAUUACCACACAAGUCCUUGGACCUGGUCAAAAUGUAGUCAGAAAUAUAUCACUGAAUUCCUAGAUACUGGUCAUGGGGAAUGCCUCCUUGACAAACCAAAUGGAAAAAUAUACGAUCUGUCUUCACAACUUCCUGGAUCAGUGUAUGACGUAAACAAGCAAUGUGAACUUAUGUUUGGUUCUGGAUCACAAGUGUGUCCCUAUUUGAAACAAUGCAGGCGUCUCUGGUGCACGAGUGCAGAAGGAGUUCACAAGGGCUGUCGCACUCAACACAUGCCACUGGCAGAUGGAACAAACUGUGGUCCUGGGAUGCAUUGCCACCAUGGGCUAUGUGUAAACAAAGAAAUGGACACACGUCCUGUAGAUGGCGAUUGGGGACCAUGGGGACCUUACAGUUCUUGUUCAAGAACAUGUGGAGGUGGAAUCAAAAGCACAACCAGGCUCUGUAAUCGGCCCGAGCCAAGAAACGGAGGAAAGUACUGUGUGGGCCGCAGGAUGAAAUUUCGAUCAUGUAACACUGAUUCAUGUCCAAAAGGCAAGCAGGACUUUCGUGAGAAGCAGUGCUCUGAUUUUGAUGGUAAACAUUUCAACAUCCAUGGUCUGUCUCCUAAUGUGAGGUGGCUUCCAAAGUAUAGUGGGAUUGCCAUGAAAGAUCGUUGUAAACUAUAUUGUCGGGUGGCUGGAACCACUAACUUCUACCAGUUGAAGGACAGGGUUGCCGAUGGUACUCCUUGUGGAACUGAAACAAAUGACAUCUGUGUUCAAGGUCUGUGUCGGCAAGCUGGCUGUGAUCACGUAUUAAACUCCAAGGCCAGGAGAGACAGAUGUGGAGUGUGUGGCGGGGAUAACUCCUCAUGCAGGACAAUGGCAGGCGCCUUCAACAGUGCCCAUUAUGGUUAUAAUGUCGUUGUAAAGAUUCCCCCAGGAGCAACAAACAUUGAUAUUCUUCAGCAUAGCUAUUCUGGAAAACCAGAAGAUGACAAUUACCUGGCAUUAUCGGACACUCAAGGGAAUUUUCUUUUGAAUGGGAAUUUUGUUGUAAGUAUGUCCAAAAAGGAAAUCAAUGUACAAGGAGCUAUUUUUGAAUACAGUGGUUCAAACAACUCGAUUGAAAGAAUUAAUAGUACUGAUCGGCUGGAAGAAGAACUUCUUUUGCAGGUUUUAUGUGUGGGUAAUCUGUACAACCCUGACGUACGUUAUUCCUUCAAUAUCCCCAUGGAAGAGAAGAGCGAUCUGUUCACUUGGGACCCAUAUGGACCAUGGCAAGACUGUACAAAAAUGUGUCAAGGUCUUCAUAGAAGAAAAAUUACCUGUGUACGUAAGAGUGAUCAUAUGGUAGCGUCUGAUCAAAGAUGUGACCACUUACCACUUCCAUUGUUGGUGACUGAAAGGUGCAAUACAGACUGUGAACUAAGGUGGCACAUCAUUGGCAAAAGUGAAUGUUCAUCCCUUUGUGGUCGAGGAUAUAAGUCAUUGGACAUCCACUGUAUGAAGUAUUCCAUUCAUAAAGGACAUACUGUUCCAGUAGAUGACCACUACUGUGGUGACCAGCUUAAACCUCCGACCCGAGAACCCUGCCAUGGUGACUGUGUCUUAACAAGGUGGCAUUAUUCAGAAUGGUCCCAGUGUUCCAGGAGUUGUGGAGGAGGGGAGAGGUCUCGAGAAUCUUACUGUAUAAAUAACUUUGGCCACCGUCUUGCUGACAGAGAAUGCCAGGAACUUCCCCGAGUGACAACUGAGAAUUGCAAUGAAUUUUCCUGUCCCAGUUGGGCCACUAGUGAGUGGAGUGAGUGUCUUGUUACAUGUGGAAAAGGAACAAGGCAGCGGCAGGUGUGGUGUCAACUGAAUGAAGAUCACUUGAGUGAUGGCUUCUGUGAUCCAAGCAACAAACCUGAGUCUCUGAGACCAUGUGAGCUUCAUGCAUGUGCUUCCUGGCAAGUAGGACCAUGGGGUUCUUGCACAGCCACGUGUGGACAGGGCUACCAGAUGCGUGCUGUGAAAUGUGUCAAUGAGCUACUUAGCGCAGUGCUAGAUGAUAGACUGUGCCAUGGAGCUAGUCGCCCAAGUGACAGGCAGGACUGUAUUGUUACACCUUGCCCAAUUAUCCCUAAAAUUGGGGCCACUUCAUUACCAGCCCUUCCCAUGGGAAAGAUAGCACAAUGGCGAUAUGGUUCUUGGACCCCAUGCUCUGUGUCUUGUGGAAGAGGGAAUCAAGCCCGCUAUGUAAGCUGUCGUGAUGCUCACGAUGGAAUAGCAGAUGAAUCAUAUUGUGCCCACUUACCCCGACCAGCUGAAAUAGCUGUCUGUUUUAGCCCUUGUGGAGAGUGGCAAGCAGGGAAUUGGUCACCUUGUUCAGCUUCCUGUGGCCAUGGAAAAACAACUCGACAAGUUUUAUGCAUCAGCUAUCAUCAGCCAAUUAAUGAGAAUUACUGUGACCCUGAAGUCCGCCCUGUGAUAGAACAAGAAUGUAACCUGGCAGCCUGCCCUCCCACAUACAGCCACUUUCCGAGUUCCUCUGAGCAGCCAAGCCAUUUUCCAGGCAGGAAUUUUCCAUUAACUCACAAACCAGAAGAUAAUCAAAAUCAGGGGGUCCAUCCAUCAAUCAGAGGAAACCAGUGGAGAACAGGACCAUGGGGAUCAUGCUCUAGCAGUUGUGCUGGAGGUAUUCAGCGUAGAGUUGUGGUUUGCCAGGAUGAAAAUGGACGAAGUGCCAGUUACUGCAAUGCAGCCUCCAAACCCCCAGAGUCAAAGCACUGUGAUUCGGGGCCUUGUCCACGGUGGAGCUACGGAAGCUGGGGAGAAUGUACACAAACAUGUGGAGGAGGAAUAAAAUCACGAUUCGUAAUAUGUCAAUUUCCCAAUGGCCAAAUGUCACGAGAGCAAAACUGUGAAAUCUUAAACAAGCCACCUAGUGUGGUACAAUGUCAUGUGCAUGCUUGCCCUGAUGAUGUUUCAUGGCAUCGGGGACCAUGGAAAUCGUGCUCAGCUCCUUGUGGUAAAGGUUUAAAGUACCGUGAGGUGAUUUGCGUUGACCAAUUCCACGGGAAAUUAGAAGAAAAAUAUUGCAGUCAUCUACAGAAACCUCGAACUCAUAAAGCUUGUAGAUCUGUCAGAUGCCCUUCAUGGAAAGCCAAAAGAUGGAAGGAGUGCUCUGUGACCUGUGGCUCUGGAGUUCAGCAAAGGGAUGUGUACUGCAGACUGCGAGGCGUUGGUCGGGUGGCGGAAGAAAAGUGUGAUCAGUCCACGCGGCCUUAUUUUCAGAGACAAUGUUGGCGUCAGGACUGCAUACAGUACCAUUGGGUGGCGGGAGAGUGGCUGGAUUGUUCAACAUCAUGUAAGAAAAGAGAGACACAUCGGCAGGUGAAGUGCGUGGGUGCACAAAACAUGCAAGUGAAUGAAAGUUUCUGCGAUCCUUCAACCAGACCUCUUGCAAUCAGAAAGUGCAGAAACCCUCCCUGCAAGUAUAUUGUGGUAACGGGAGACUCAUCACAGUGUGCAGGUAACUGUGGAUUUAGUUACGGACAAAGGAUUACAUAUUGCAUUGAGAUCCGAUCUACUGAGAAAUAUAAGCUUCAUGAACUGUGGCCUACAGACUAUCAAGAAUGCCCGGUGCUGCCUUCCCCUCAGGUUUACAAAUGCAAUUUUAGAACCUGUUUGCAUAUGGCCACUUGGAAAGUUGGAAAAUGGAGCAAGUGCUCUGUGACUUGUGGAGUUGGGAUAAUGGAGAGAAGAGUGGAAUGCAUAGCUGACAAUGGUUGGUCCAGUGACUUAUGUUUAAAGAGUUUAAAACCAGAUGCUCAAAAGAAAUGUUAUGUCCAUGACUGUAAAACGUUUACCAGCUGUAAAGAAAUCCAAGUGAAAAACAACAUUACCAAGGAUGGUGACUAUUACCUUAACAUUAAAGGAAGAAUAAUAAAGAUCUAUUGUGCUGGCAUGCACUUGCAGAACCCCAAGGAAUAUAUAUCAUUGGUCAAAGGUGAAGAAGACAACUUUUCUGAAGUGUAUGGCUUUAGACUGCAAAAUCCAUAUGAGUGUCCUUUUAAUGGAAGCAGGAGGCAAGACUGUGAGUGUAAAAAUGACUGCUUGGCUGCUGGACACACUGUUUUCAGCAAAAUAAGAAUUGAUCUUAAUUCCAUGCAAAUUAAAACUACAGACCUUCUUUUUGCCCAGACAGUAUUUGGAAACGCAGUUCCAUUUGCCACAGCUGGAGAUUGCUAUAGUGCUGCCAGAUGCCCACAGGGACAAUUCAGCAUUAAUUUGGCUGGAACUGGGAUGAAGAUAUCCAGUACAGCAAAGUGGCUUGCUCAGGGCAGUUAUGCCUCUGUCAUCAUUCACAGAUCACAAAUAUCUGAACAUGAAAUCAAAUGCCAGAGCACAUAGAUUGAAGUAGCUCAAGUUUGGGGUUGAUGGCUUGAAAUGCAGGUACUUCAAAAAGAGGUAGUGCUUUUAGCUAUACUCUAAUUAUUAAAGGUUUGUAGGUUUUAAUAUUUCAAAGUGAGAGGUAACUUUUUGGUUUAUUUACCUCACUACUUUGAUUUAGUGAUGGAGCUGAGGUUGGAGCCAUUUGUCAUUUAACAAAUAUCCUUUAUAGGUUCUUCAAGAAUUAGGAAUAUUUUUUAUGGUUGUAUGCAUAUUUUCCUCUGUCUACCUUUAUCUAGAGAACAUUGGUAUUUGUUUUUUCCCUAUAGCACAUGUAUUAUCUAAAGUAGAAUCCAUUUAAUUUUGAUGCUGCUAUGGUGUACUAGCACAUACUCUUUAUGAGAUGGCUCCUAGACUUGGAGCUACCACGUCUUAAAUAGCAUGAUUCUAUCUAUAGUAAAUCAGUAUCUACAUUAGAAGUAUCCUCACCUAUACUGCACAUAAAUCAGCACCAUCAACAACCCCCUGCCCACUCUAAGGUUUUAUAAUUUUUCUUUUUGAUAAAAGUGACU
This is a messenger RNA of Physeter macrocephalus (sperm whale), 6590 nucleotides long. It is a transcript of the gene ADAMTS20, whose product is annotated as ADAM metallopeptidase with thrombospondin type 1 motif 20. The transcript has 39 exons. Gene Ontology annotation, molecular function: zinc ion binding; metalloendopeptidase activity. Gene Ontology annotation, cellular component: extracellular matrix. The record is from RefSeq and is a predicted model, not a curated record. Gene Ontology annotation, biological process: proteolysis; extracellular matrix organization. Bases 319 to 6039 code for a protein of 1906 amino acids. Lineage: Eukaryota; Metazoa; Chordata; Mammalia; Artiodactyla; Physeteridae.